Molecule: messenger RNA, 6867 nt
Organism: Ictalurus furcatus (blue catfish)
Lineage: Eukaryota; Metazoa; Chordata; Actinopteri; Siluriformes; Ictaluridae
Exons: 4
Coding region: 3370-4545 (391 amino acids)
Source: RefSeq, a predicted model, not a curated record
UUGAUGUUGGACGUUCGAUAUUCGCGGAAAUGCGGAAAUUAAGGGACCAUCUCUAAAGUUACAUACUACAUUUUCAUACACGUUUCUAACUUCAAUAGCAUUUGAAGGGAAUGACUUACAGCCAUAUAACCAACUGUAAAGUGUUCAUCUGGGUGUCUAGAUGAACACUUUCCAGUUGGUUUUGUGACUAAGUGAUUACCUUCAAAACCUAUUGAGCUUUAAAAAGAAAAUGGUAUAUUUUGUGUAUGGGCCCAUUCUGCAGUGAAAUUCAUGUCUAAUUUACAUAUGAUUUAAUAACUUAUUUUGAUAAAUAUCAAAAAUCUAAAAGGUGUGUCUCACAGCUGACACCCAGGAUGAACACUUUACAGUUGGUUAUGUGACUGUAAGUCAUUCCCUUCAAGUGCUAUUGAAGUUAGAAACGUGUAUAACAAUGUAGUAUGUGACUUUAGAGACGGUCCCUUAAUUUCCGCAUAUCCGCGAAUAUCGAACGUCCAACGUCACACCAACUUUAUUCCAGUGUCGGGGACCUUACCCAUGGGACCCGGCCGAGCAUAGCCCAAACGAGCUACAUGGGACCGAGAUGACAUUACGUGAUCUAGAGCCAGUUGUACUGGUUAACAGCUCCUGCUCUUGUGUGGCUGGGAGUGGGAUAUGCAACCAUUUGGUUGCUUUGCUUUACCAGACAGCCCAUUACUCUGAAUGUGGAAUGUCUGUCGUCCCUCCUGUCCUUUCAUGCACCCAAACAGAGCAGAAGUGGCAUAAACCACAAACAGUCCUUUGGAUCAAUUAAAUAUGUGGCACAAGGUUUGUUUUGCUAUAGUCUUAACCCUCUUACCCCUAAGUUCCCACAGUAUUAUGUCCCACAACCCUAUAUUCCCCAUAGAAACAGCACGCCAACCGUGAGUUCCCAGGCCAAAAUUGGCCCCAAAAUCAACAUUUUAAUUUGAACAUUUUUAGGCCUUGAAACAACUUAUAAUAAUGUAUUUGUGUAAUAUUACUUUGAAAAGGAAGCAGUUCAGUGUUUUUACUCCACUUAGAGAACAACUCUUAACUAGAGAAAUGACGAAAAAAAUGCUGGCUAAAAUCCUUCUACUCAUUUAGAAGUACCAUACGAGCAUCAGCGUGGUCAAUGCCUUUGAAUAAAUUCAAGUAAAUAAUAAAUAAAUAAAUGCAUUUUAGCGCCAAAAGUCAAGUUUCUGGUGAUAAUCAGACCAGCAGGUAGUGUUUUCACGAAUGCACAGAGAUGGUCCCGUUAUGACUCCAGACCCCUGCAGUGUCAGUCGCACUGGUUGAUACUGAAGAUGAAGACGGAUCAGGGUCUGAAUCAGGAGAGAUUGUGUCUCUAUCGGUUUCGGUUUCAACAUCGCCUGAACUUUCACUGCUGUCACGAUCUAGAAUCCUCGCUCUGGCCUGUGUAACUGUGUACGUUUUCUUUUUUUUUACUGUUUUAGAUGUACCCGUGUUCACUGUAGGUGUAACUUUAGCUGGAACACGAUUACUUUUUCACUUUGGCAUUUUUAGUUCACUUCUACUAGUACACCAAUAUUCACGCUUGGAUCUUAUCGUAAUGCCGGCGUAAUAACGUAAUCACGUCGUGACGUCAUGAGGUCAUCAACCUUCCGGGUCAGAAAAGAAUAAUUAAAUAAGUAAGGAAUCAUAGCAGAGUAAUGCCGGUACACCGGCCUUACGAGGAUAACGUUUACACUGUAAAUCCUCUAUAUCGGCCUUACGGGUAUUUGGCAUAGACGACCAAGCCGGUAUAUCGUCCUUACGGGAAUAGAUCAAAGACGGGCAAGCCGGUUUUUCAGCCAUACGGGGUAAGAGGGUUAAUGCCAUCUAAUAAAUAGGGAGUGAAGCCAGGACCGGUGGAUGCCAUGGUGGUACUGAAGCCCAAACCAGUUGCUACUCCAGCAAGUGGAAUCAGAUCUGCACUAUACAGGGCCUACAGUGGUGAGCUGCCAGACCCAUCAAGCCUCAACCCUAAAGCUGCCUAUGCUGACUUCAAACCAGGCUCUCUUCCCCUUACCUGCACAAUGAAUCUCUCACCUGACAAGCCACUCGUGGACUCGAUCUUCAGUAAGGUACAAGCUUUCAGUAUCCUAUUGUAUCAGCAUCCACUACCUACACCUGAUGGUGUUAUCACCCAUAAGGAUUCAGGAUUAUUAAGGAUUAUUCCCAAAAGUGCCACCAGACAGGCUACCAGUUAAAGCCACCAGAUUGUACAUAUGUGCCAACAAACCUUGAACAGCUGCAUCUCAAUUCACUGUCUUUGACUUUGUCACGGUCACACCUCAUUGAAGAAGCAACAAGAUGUCAAAGUGCAGCACCUGAAUGGCAUUCACUCAGGAAGGAGAAGGUGACUGCUUCAAAUUUUAGGGAGGUUAGCCACGUUAGAGGUCCAAAUGCUGAAGUAGACCUAGCUGAGAGGAUCAUCCAAGCGAUAAGACAAACAGCACACAUGAAGAGGGGACUGGAUAUGGAGGCAGGUAUCUUAAAGGACUAUGCAACUCUGAAAAACGUAAACUUAAGGAAAUAUGGACUGGUGAUUCAUCCAGUUGCACCUUAGCUGGGUGCAUCACCUGAUGGGCUGGUAUAUGACCUGCUUGAGAGACCAUCAUUUGGCUUGGUUGAAAUAAAAUGCCCAAAUGCACUAAGCUACUUUAUGUAAGCACUUUUUGUAAAAAUGUAUAGAUCUUAUUUAGUUCUGGGUUGUCUCCUGUGGUUAGUGUGUUGUUUUAUGUAGCACCAUGGUCCUGGAGAAACGUUUUUUCAUUUCACUGUGUACUGUACCAGCUCUAUAUGGUUGAAAUGACAAUAAAGUGAACUUGAAACUUGAAAAUUGAAACUACAUUGACUGCAGGUACCUCAGAGCUGACCAUGGCAUAUACAAAUUGAAGAAAAGCCAUCGUUAUUAUUGGCAAGUGCAGAGGCAGUUGCUUAUCACAGCAGGAGAACGGAGGAAACGCAGAACCCGGAAGUCGACGCCAACCGUCCCCGCUAUGGACUCAGUCCACUUCCCACACUGUACAUUUAUGGAGCUUCCUGAUCCAUUUGAUGGAUUUUUUGGUGCCCCAGAAUAUUUCCUGGUAGACUGUCAAUUCUAUUUCUCCAGCCUGUCAGACCCUAAGCCAGAGGAGAAGCAAUGGCUCCGAUUCUUGUGGUCCCGGUUUUUUGGCCCGGCCCGUCAAUGGGUGCAGCUCAAACUGGAUAAGCAUUGUAGGAACCUGGACAGUGUAGAACAGUUUGUGGGGGAAUUCAUGAUGCGAUUCGGGAGUCCGGAGGCGAAGGACGAGCUAGAACAACUUCUCAGGGGGGUAAGUCUGGCAGGCAAACCUGCCCUGCCGUUUACCCACUACUACAGGCAAACUCAUGCAGAGCUCAACUCUUAAAUCCAAGUCAAGUCUAAUCCAAGUCAAGUCUCAAGUCCCUGAAAUCCAAGUCAAGUCUCAAGUACCUGAAAUCCAAGUCAAGUCUCCAGUCUCUGAGGUCCAAGCCAAGUCUCCAGUCUCUGACGUCCAAGCCAAGUCUCCAGUCUCUGACGUCCAAGCCAAGUCUCCAGUCUCUGAGGUCCAAGCCAAGUCUCCAGUCUCUGAGGUCCAAGCCAAGUCUCACGUCCCUGAGGUCCAAGCCAAGUCUCACGUCCCUGAGGUCCAAGCCAAGUCUCACGUCCCUGAGCUCAUGUCCAAGCCUGCUGAUCCAGUUGACCAAGCUCUGCUAAUAUCUAAGUCUAAUGACCAAAUUCUGCUCAUGCCCAAGUCUACCAACCCGGUCGCCCAAGUUCUGCUCACGCCCCAGUCUGCUGACACACCCAGCCAAGUUCUGCUCACGCCCCAGUCUGCUGACACACCCAGCCAAGUUCUGCUCACGCCCCAGUCUGCUGACACGCCCAGCCAAGUUCUGCUCACGCCCCAGUCUGCUGACACGCCCAGCCAAGUUCUGCUCACGCCACAGUCUGCUGACACACACAGCCAAGUUCUGCUCACGCCACAGUCUGCUACACGCACAGUCAAGUUCUGCUCACGCCACAGUCUGCUGACACGCACAGUCAAGUUCUGCUCACGCCACAGUCUGCUGACACGCACAGCCAAGUUCUGCUCACGCCACAGUCUGCUGACACGGCCACCCAAGCUCCGCCCAUGCCCUGUUCAGCUGAGGUCGUCGCUCAGCCCCCCUGUUCAGCUGAGGUCGUCGCUCAGCCUCCCUGUUCAGCUGAGGUCAUCGCUCAGUCUUCCUGUUCAGCUGAGGUCAUCGCUCAGCCUUCCUGCUCCAUGGCAAACAUCAUUCCCCCCUUCUGCUUCGAGGAGACCCACGCUCCUCUCCCUGGCCGCACGGAGACCCACGCUCCUCUCCCUAGCCUUACAGGGGACUUCGCUCUGCCUUCCAGUUCAGCUGGGGACUUCGCUCCGCUUCCAUGCUCCGACGAGGACGUCGCCCUGUUUCCCUGGUCUGCUGAGUACAGUGCUCUGUUUCCCUGCUCCGCCGAGGACGUUGCUCUGCCUUCAUGCUCCGCCGAGGUCAUCGCUCAGCCUGCCUGCCCUGCUGUGAACAUCGCUCAGCCUCCCUGUUCAGCCGAGGAUGUCGCUCAGCCUCCCUGUUCAGCCGAGGAUGUCGCUACGCUUUCAUGCUCCGCCGAGGACUUCGCUCAGCCUGGCUGCCCGGCUGUGGAUGUCGCUCUGCCUUCACGCUCCGCCGAGGACUUCGCUCAGUCUGCCAGCCCUGCUGUGAACGUCGCUCCGCUUCCCUGCGCCACCAAGAACACCGUGCAGUUUCCUGGCCCAUGCUUGGGACAUUCAGCCCAGGGGGCUGGGGCCGCCAAUUAAAUGGGAUGACUCAUGGCACUCCGGGAGAAGUGCCUUUGGGGGGGGUUCUGUUAUGAUUCCCACUUGAAGCAGCGUGCUCUAAGCGCGAAUGCGCGAGCACCUGCUUUUCCGUUGUUGACCGUAGUGACAUCUGGACACGUGUGUUUUGUUUAUGUUUCUGUCAUGUCUCCUCCCUGUUCUGUCAUUGGCUGGGAUUUCACGUGGGUCUGUAUUGCUCUCAGCUGCUAGCAGUUUAGACGCUGAUCAUGUCUGCAUAUAUACCACGCGCUUCCCAGCACACAACGGGGAAGAUUACCUUAGAGUUAGUUUAGUUCGUAUCGUAGUCAUAGUCACGGUCCAUGUUUAGAAUUAGUUUAAUUCGUAUAGUAGUCAUAGUCACGUUCCAUGUUUAGAGUUAGUUUGCGCUGGAUUAUCCGCUUCCAGUCCCUCGUCAUAGUCCGUUUCUCGUUUAGUUUAUCGACCCUGUUUUCCGUGACCACGACCUAGAUUCCAGCCUUGCCUCGUGUAUGCCUGUUUGCCAAUCGCCUGACCUCUUGCAUGUUUGUGGAUUACGUUUUGGAUCACGUUUUGGAUUUGUCUGCCUGUCUCUCUUUCAAAUAAACAACUGUUCAUCCUGCACUUGCAUCCGUCCUAUCUCUGCUCCGUCACGAUACGUGACAAUUGUCCACCACACGAGAUCCUCACAGUGAGACAUCCCAAAGGGAUCUAAAAAACCCCUAGUUACGGGGCUCCCUUUUAUACAGUGGAAACACCCCUGGUUUGCCUAAAUACCAGUACUCUUGAUUUCUGGGUGAUUUCCAUUUCCACUGAAUUUUAGGCUUAUUCCAAAAACUGUUUUUUUGAUUUUCUGGUACUGCUGAAAACCAUUAUUUUUUAUUUUAUGGAAUUUUUGACAACCAUCGUUUCUGUUUUUCUGUUAUUUCUGAAAACCAUUAUUUUCGAGUUUAUGGUAUUUUUUUUCUCCCUACAUUUCUAGUUACUCUUUUAUUUUUAUUUUAAAACUACUUCUGCUUAUUAUGGCAUUUUGAUCUGACCAUCAUUGAGCGAGGACCUUAGCUGUCUUUGUACUUUUUUCUUUAUCAUGGGUAAGUGUAUGUAUUUCUUUAUUUGUCAAUAGCAUAUAUUUAGUAUGACUCUUAAACUGUAAAUGAAUAUUAGCCAUUUGUUUUGUUAUUCACUGUACUUUAUUCUAUGUGUUGCAUGUCUGAAUGUGUGUGUGUGUGUGUGUGUGUGUGUGUGUGUGUGUGUUUCCUUUUUCUGUUGAGGCUAUGUAAUGUCUGACUCAGAGUGGCCUUCUUUUUAUGAGGAAAAGAGUAUAUUAUAACGUUGUUCUUUUUUCCCUUAGAGAUGCAUGACUUAUGCCUAGACUUGAACACUCUCUAUCAACUAGCACAUCUUACUGCUGAUCUGUCACUUCUGGUUGAAGUUUGUAAGGAUCCAGUUAGAUCCUCACGGGGCUCUCAGGAAAGUUGAUAAAACUCAGCCGGACACAAAGUGAAAGUGCCGUUCUUCGUUUAUUACACUGCACGGUACCAUAGGCUUACGCAUGGUUACAGGUCUGUCAUUAGAAGAGGAUUAACCGAGUAAACAUCCCAAAGAUGGUACAUUAACAUGACACCGCGUGUCAGCACAAGAUGUGGAGGUCACAGAGAGGGAGAACAGGGCAGCGACCAUGCCCCUUGACCCCACAUGACAUCAUCAUAGCCGAUCAUUACACAUUCUUCAGGCUGGAGUCUGGUGUUUCUGGUUUCCCUCAUUCUCAAUAAAUUCUCAUUCUCCUCAUUUGGUGCCCUUGUGUUUUAUUUCUAUCAUAAAUUUUAUCUAACAAUAGCCAUUGUUGGUUUUAGAACACAAUACCAGACUGCUUUAGAAUCUAGGUAUCACUGAUGACGCCUUCAUAGAGAGAUGACACAAAGGUUACAGCACCGUGAGGGGCCAUCCCAAUCAACCCUUUGAAAGUGCAGUGAGAUUUGUAGGUAGAGAAUACCUCACUCUGAAGGAGAAGAGAGUUUGGUGUUUGGCAACGCAGUUCAGUACAGUCCAAAAU